This is a messenger RNA of Thyridium curvatum, 2151 nucleotides long. RefSeq lists its product as uncharacterized. The record is from RefSeq and is a predicted model, not a curated record. NCBI's taxonomy places the organism in Eukaryota, Fungi, Ascomycota, Sordariomycetes, Thyridiales, Thyridiaceae. Gene Ontology annotation, cellular component: membrane. Bases 1 to 2151 code for a protein of 716 amino acids. The transcript is spliced from 2 exons.
AUGAUGCACGCAGCUAGCUCAGGCUCGCCUGUCGGCUCUGAGAUCUUCGCGGGCUUUGCGCUUCUCGUACUCUCCCUGCUAGUCCUCUUGAUUCUUCGAUACUACCUGCCCUUGCGCACAACGCCCGCCUACCUCCUCGUGCCAGUCUUCUUUGCGCUAUGGCUCCCCGCCGGCAUUGUGCUCCUGGUCCCCAUCGACUUGGCGUCGCGCGCCAGGACCGAUGAUGUCGCGCAACGAGGCAUCUGGUUUCCGGAGCGUCAGCUCCUGGUAUCUUGGAGGAUAACCUACUGGCUGACAUUCGCCCUGACCUGGUUCAUCCUCCCUAUCCUCGCCGAGUACUCCGACUCCGGCUACCGAGAACCAAAAGACAAAGUACUCUACUCCCUACGAAGCAACAUGCAAUACCACAUUAUGGUCUUCGGCUCCGGUAUUCUAGGACUCAUAUAUGUGUCUAUUAGCUAUGGCUUCAAUCCGCACUCGCUCAAGGGGUUGAUAAUGGCACUGGCUUAUUGCUGGGGUUUAGUCCUCGCCAUUUAUCUCAUGGGACACGGCUUGGUCGCUAUUCCUCGUCGCUUGAUCCGCAACGCAAGCAUAAGUGGGAGGCUGAGGAGGAUACAAACCCAAGCACCGAAAGUGUAUGAGAAGAUGGAGGAUGCCGAGAUGAGCUUGGAGGAUCUGGAGAUGCAGGUAUCGGAGCUCAGCCGUCGCAAAGUUGGCACUGCUCGAGACUUCCAGGAUUGGAUCGAGGAGCUGGUGGAUAUGACGAACCAGCCAGAGUCCCAACCUCGACCAGCCGCUGUUCGGGGCUCUGGCGUAGCCGAGGACCGAUCUGUGCCCCACGUUAUCACGGAGAAGUACCUGGCCGAUCUGACAAGAAAUCUGGUCCGGGCCCGACAUGCCCGGUCUCGAUGGGUCGAUGAAUGGAACCGACUACUGCAGGAUGCGGCGGAAACGCAGGCGGUCCUUGACUCCGCGGGCUCCAAGAAGCUCGAGUUCGGCCGUGUGUCGCCCCAGUCCGGCUUCUGGGAUAGGCACACCGUCUUGACCCCUUACACACGCUACCUCUACUACUAUCAUUUCAUGCCCUACGCCAAGUUCUUCCUCGGAGUGUUCCUCGGCUUGGCCUCCGCUUGCAUUGUUUGGUCGGAGAUGGUCAAAGUUGCGCUGCCAAAGCUUUCGGUGGUCAGCAUCACUGUCGUCCAUCACUGGAGCGGCGACAAAGCACAGGUCGGCUUUGCUGGCCAGCUCAUCGCGUUUCUCUGGCUGCUCUAUAUGUGCACUGCCGCACUAACCUCCAUUACCGAGGUCAAGGUCUGGCGAGGACGAGCCCUGGUGAAGAGAAACACUGCACACGAAUCCGCGUUUUGGUACGCUUCCCAAGUAGCGCGGCUGAGCAUUCCUCUGUCCUACAACUUCCUUACCUUCGUAUCGCCCGUCAUAUAUAGGAAGACUGUCUUCUUCGAGUUUCUUGGCCAACUGAUCAGCCUCACGCCGUUGGGCGAGUGGUUCGACUACCUCUUCCCCAUGUUCAUCCUUAUUCCCGUCUGCGCCACCCUGUUCGGCCUUUACGGCAAGGUCAGGAACCUCUUUGGGUUCGGUGUCGACCUCGUUGACGACGAAACCGAGGACGACGUAGGAUUCGGUACUGGAUCUUGGCGCGAAGGCCGCGACCUGAUCGAGCGCGAAUUGCACGGCACUUCUUUCCGGCACCGCCUGGCCGAGAAUGCUGCCGCCGGUGGCCGCGCCGCGCCUGUGCUGACUGUGCCCGGUGGGGGACGCCGUGGCGCCGGCCAAGGGUCUGCAACUACACCAUUCGCGACAUCGCCCUCCAACACGAUCGCCUCUGCAACGGCAGGCUCGAGCCGACGGGCGUUGGGCCAGCCGUCGCGCGCCGCGGGGGCACUCCCCGACGAACACGAGGACGACAACUUCUUCUCGACGCUCGGCCACCGGAUGAAGAACACCAUCGACACCCUCGACACCCCCAGGUGGCUGCAGGACAUCGGCCAGGGCAUCAAGAAGCCCAAGUGGAUGGGUGGCGACGAGGACGCAGCUGCUCGACCGUCUGGCGCCUUUGGCCGGACCGAUUCCGGUGACGGGAUAAGGAGGUGGUUUGGUGGCGGCAGCGGCGAGGGCCGGCUACGCCUCUAA